GAUUUUGAGAAGGAUUUUGGGUUUAAGGCAGACGAGCCUGAGGUUUCAGGGGUGGACGGUGAGUUGUUUGGGGAACUUUGAUUUUCUCAUGACUGGCACAAUGAUAAUUCAUCAGGAUCGGGGUUUCCAGUUGAUUGAUGGAAAUCAUGACCUGUUCAGGAUGAAUUUCAAAGAGGGAUUGGACCGUGGCCAUGGCAAGACAAAUUGUGAUGUGGUUGGAGGUGGUCCUUCAGACGCGCUGUUGCUGGCCCUUGGUUAUUUAAGGUUAAGGGAUCUUCUUGCUGUUGAAAAGGUAUGCAAAUCUUUACGUGAUGCUGUUCGAGGAGAUCCACUUUUAUGGAGAAGUAUUCACAUAGAUUAUCCAUUUAGUUUUAAGAUCACAGAUAGUACUCUUAUAAAGUUGACAAAUAGAGCUCAAGGCCAUCUUCAUACUCUCAGUCUCUAUAACUGCUCAAAGAUCACAAAUGUUGGUUUAAUACAUGUACUUGAGAGGAAUCCCAGCCUGACGAAGUUAAAUGUCCGCGGAUGUCUGAGACUCACCAUAGAUGGUAUUCUCUCUAACUUAAAAGUCUUGAAGGCUGCUGGAAAAACCAGACUUAAAUAUUUAGGGAUUUCUGGAUUGUUUGGUGUGACAAACCAGCACAUCGAAGAGAUCAAGCUCUUAACAGGUGCAGAUAAUAGCAAGCUGCCAACUACUCAUAAACCGCAGUUUUUUAGUGGUGACCAGUUGCGGGUCACUUCUGAUGAUGACCGUGCGGUGGACAUUGAAGUUUGCCCGAAAUGCCAGCAGCUUAAAGUAGUUUAUGAUUGCCCUCAAGAGAGUUGCCAAAAGAAGCAAUCUGCCACUCAGUUGUGUAGGGCUUGUACUACAUGCAUUGCACGUUGUUUCGAUUGUGGAUGUUGCUUAAAUAAUUGUGACUACAAGGAGCUGUCAUCUUUCGAGUUAAUUUGUUUAGAUUGCUUGAGAAAACUCAGGGGUUGCCAAGAGAAAGAGCAGAAAAUGACCAAUUUUAAAAAAACCACUGUUGUUCACAAUGGGAAGAGUUACCAAUUCUUCCUCUAUGGCUUUGAUGCAUAGCGUUUGUUGCUUUUUUUGGCUGUGGAAAAGCUUUGGGAUCGCAUAGUGUUUUUGAGCAUUAGAUGUAAAAUGGAAGUCCCUUUUUUUCUCCUGAAGAAAUUGGAAUCUGAUUAUUGUCGAACUGGAAGGAAACAUGGCAGACAAGAAUCUGAUGAGGGUUCUGAUAGCCUUAUGUUGUAUUAUAUGCUGUGUCAUGAUUUUGUUGAGUAACAAAGGAGAGUAAUGUAAUUCAAGCUGAACUCCCGUAUGGAGGCUUUUGUUGCUUCAUAUAUAGCCUUAUGUUGUAUGCAUGUUGUGUCAUGUUUUUGUUGAGUAACAAAGGAGAAUAAUGUUAUUCAAGAUGUUACUACACCGAACUUCUUGGGAGAAAGAAGUUGAAGGUAGAUUAAAUGUGUAUGAUGAUACGUGGACAGACUAAGUUCACGGUGUUAAUCAUCAACAGCUGCGGGGUUGCAAAUAUCAAGGCCUACUUGUUUGUGGUGGAGUUGGAGAAGAAUGUACCACAGUGUUGGUUGGCAUUGAGACGAAGAUUAAGUUGAGACAUUGUUAAACAGGAAGCUCAAACAGGCAUUUUCAGUGCAUGUGGUUCCGGUUGGGACAUUGUUGGUUGGCGCAUGCUAAAUCUAUGAUCAGCUUCCGCUUUGGAGUACAGAUUUUCUGUAUGACACUAUGACUUCCUGAAUAUUGUGAUAAGUCCCUAGAACAAGAAUUGAGACGUUCUAUAUUAUCAGACAGUUAGGGGCAUCCAUAUUAUUUGGUUGCCGGAAUGUUUAUCAUUUUUUUUGAUAAUCAUGAUUGCCAGAAUGAUUAUAAAAUGAUUAUUGGCGAAGAAAAAUAUUUGACCUCAGCUACAAAUACAGGAUUACAUGUUACAAAUAACUGAUCUGUUUAUCUCUCUUAACUUAAUGUCACCAUUAUGGUGAGAGGUUAG
Messenger RNA from Lycium barbarum (goji berry), 2009 nucleotides. RefSeq names its product F-box protein SKIP14-like. Gene Ontology annotation, cellular component: cytoplasm. Bases 89 to 1078 code for a protein of 329 amino acids. The record is from RefSeq and is a predicted model, not a curated record. The transcript is spliced from 2 exons. Gene Ontology annotation, molecular function: protein binding. Lineage: Eukaryota; Viridiplantae; Streptophyta; Magnoliopsida; Solanales; Solanaceae.